AUGUUAAACAAGAUGACCUCCUCUCAGCAGCAGCAGAUGAUGCGAGGUCCUAGGUGGAACCGGGCCUUGUCCGACCCUUUGUUUGUGCUGCUUCUGGCCCUCCAGCUGCUGGUGGUGGCAGGGCUGGUACGAGCUCAGACGUGCCCCUCUGUCUGCUCCUGUAGUAACCAGUUCAGCAAGGUCAUCUGCACUCGCCGAGGCCUGCGGGAUGUCCCCGAUGGCAUCUCUACCAACACACGCUACCUGAAUCUGCAAGAAAAUCUCAUUCAGGUCAUAAAGGUGGACAGCUUCAAGCACCUAAGACAUCUGGAGAUCCUGCAGCUGAGCAAAAACCACAUACGCAAAAUUGAACUGGGGGCCUUCAAUGGGCUGGCCAGCCUCAAUACCUUGGAGCUUUUUGAUAAUCGCCUCACCACCAUCCCAAACGGGGCUUUUGAGUACCUGUCCAAACUUAAGGAGCUUUGGUUGAGGAAUAACCCCAUAGAGAGUAUUCCCUCCUAUGCUUUCAACAGAGUGCCCUCAUUACGGAGGUUGGACCUUGGGGAGCUCAAACGGCUCUCCUACAUAUCUGAGGGGGCCUUUGAAGGGCUGAGCAAUCUGCGCUACUUAAAUCUGGGAAUGUGCAAUCUGAAGGAAAUUCCCAACCUUAUUCCCCUGGUGAAGCUGGAUGAACUGGAGAUGUCGGGGAACCAACUAUCUGUCAUCCGGCCUGGCUCUUUUAAAGGGCUCAUCCAUUUGCAAAAGCUAUGGAUGAUGCAUGCCCAGAUCCAGACCAUAGAAAGGAACUCUUUUGAUGACCUGCAGUCACUAGUGGAGCUCAAUCUAGCCCACAACAACCUUACCCUCUUGCCCCAUGAUCUCUUUACUCCUUUACAUCACCUGGAGAGGGUGCACUUGCACCACAACCCCUGGAAUUGUAACUGUGACAUUCUCUGGCUAAGCUGGUGGCUUAAGGAGAUGGUACCAGCAAACACCAGCUGCUGUGCCCGCUGCAGCUCACCUCCCCACCAUAAAGGACGGUACAUUGGCGAGCUGGAUCAGAACUACUUUCACUGUUAUGCUCCUGUUAUUGUGGAGCCUCCCGCAGACCUAAAUGUGACAGAGGGAAGCGCUGCGGAGUUGAAAUGCAGAGCCAGCUCUUUGACCUCAGUAAGCUGGAUUACACCCAAUGGUUCCAUCAUGACACACGGUGCGUACAAGGUCAGAAUCUCAGUGCUGAAUGACGGCACUCUGAACUUCACUAAUGUUACCAUGCAGGACACAGGGACAUAUACAUGUAUGGUCAGUAAUUCCGCAGGU
Messenger RNA from Lates calcarifer (barramundi perch), 1299 nucleotides. Its product is annotated as leucine-rich repeat-containing protein 4C-like. The record is from RefSeq and is a predicted model, not a curated record. NCBI's taxonomy places the organism in Eukaryota, Metazoa, Chordata, Actinopteri, Centropomidae. Gene Ontology annotation, molecular function: cell-cell adhesion mediator activity. Gene Ontology annotation, cellular component: postsynaptic density membrane; plasma membrane; glutamatergic synapse. Gene Ontology annotation, biological process: regulation of axonogenesis; synaptic membrane adhesion; modulation of chemical synaptic transmission.